Molecule: messenger RNA, 744 nt
Organism: Candidozyma haemuli
Lineage: Eukaryota; Fungi; Ascomycota; Pichiomycetes; Serinales; Metschnikowiaceae
Product: CAP domain-containing protein
Exons: 1
Coding region: 1-744 (247 amino acids)
Source: RefSeq, a predicted model, not a curated record
AUGAAGUUUUCCAUCGCUGUGGCUGCCACUUUUGCUGCCGCCGUUUCGGCAAGAACCUUCUUCGAGACCAACACUCAUUACGUUACCGUUGACCAUAAUGGCAACAUCGUUGGCGGCAGUCUGGCUACUGCUGCUGCUGCCGUGAACGACUCCGGUGACGACAACAACAACGACCAAGGCAAUGACGACAACCAGCACGAGGUCCAGGAAUUCGUUACUCAGGGCUUCCAGCAGUCCAGCCUUGACUCUUCUGCUGAGGUCUCCUCCGAGCCUCCAGCUCAGACUGUCACUCCUUCCUCCCCAGCUGCUUCUCCAAGCGCCAGCCCUAGCAGUGACGUUUCUGGCUUCGAAAAGGACAUCUUGGAUGCCCACAACUCCAGAAGAUCCAAGCACUCUGCUAAAGCUUUGACCUGGUCCGACGAGCUUGCUGACUACGCUCAGAACAUGGCCGACAAGUACACUUGUGGCUCUGGCUUGCAGCACUCUGGUGGUAAGUACGGUGAGAACUUGGCUGUUGGCUACGCUGACGCCGAGAAGACCGUCAAGGCCUGGUACGACGAAGGCUCCAGCUACGACUACUCUAGCGCCAGCACCUUCAACCACUUCACUCAAGUUAUCUGGAAGGGCUCUAAGCAAUUGGGCUGUGCCAAGAAGGACUGUGGAGGCAGCCCAUACGUUGUGUGUGAGUACUUCCCAGCUGGUAACAUGAUUGGUCUGGGCAAGCAGAAUCUCGCGUCAAACUAA